Messenger RNA from Hermetia illucens (black soldier fly), 911 nucleotides. RefSeq lists its product as uncharacterized. Lineage: Eukaryota; Metazoa; Arthropoda; Insecta; Diptera; Stratiomyidae. The transcript has 4 exons. Bases 49 to 750 code for a protein of 233 amino acids. The record is from RefSeq and is a predicted model, not a curated record.
UUAAGUAUGGUAUAUUGCUGAUAGUCUGGACUUUAAAGUUGUGGGAAUAUGUUGGUGAUUCAGUUUAAUAAUUUAUACAUUUACAUUUUUAUUUCACUUGCAAUAAUUGAUAUUUUCCAUGAUUAUUAUGCUCAAUGCCAAGAAGAGGAACAACAAAGCGAAAUAAUUGUUAGUUUGAUUUAUGGAUUUGGUAUUCCAUGGGAUGUGGAAGGUGGUUAUAUGACUACGGGAUACGUUAUACGUGUGCAAUAUGGAUUUCCAAUGAAACUUAAGGAGUGGAAACCUCCGUAUGCCAAAUAUUUCAAAAAUCGAAGAAGCACAGUGGAAAGAAAUGAAACUUUAAAACAAAUACCGGAAAAGGUUGACAAUGCAGAUGGUGUUUUAAGGAAAGAGAAAAGGCGAAAUGAUCCGAAUAUAGAGAAAUACAGGUGGGCUGCUUAUCAUGCGUUGGAGAUGCAUGCAAAAAGAUUAGGUUACGAAGGAAGAGCUUGUGUCUUGCGAGGCAUUUGUGAAGCUGCAACUGUUCCUUUCAGUUGGAAAAGUGGACUCCUAGGAGAGUUGCUCCACAUCUUACUAACCCCGUCAACAUCAGUAGAACCAUUGACUAAACAUUCUGAUAAUGAAUAUUUACAUGCUGAGUACCUGGGAAAAUCAGGUGCACCGUGUGAGCGUAUCUUCAAGGAAUGUAGAAAGUCGCUGCUGAGUGAAUUUUCGGGGGUCUUUGUUGAACGAUUUCAACUUAAUAUGUAGCUUAUGAUGUGAAUUUCUUCUAAUUUAAGUCAAUAAGUGUAUGCUGAUGAUCUUUAUUUCUAUUGUACAGACGCAGAUAAUUGUUCAUUUUAAUUUCUACUACUAAUUAUCGGAAAAGAAUUAAAUAGCAAGUACAUUAUUUUAUAGAAACUAUAAAAUAG